GCGUCGUCUCCCAUCAGACGGCGCGCGCGCGCCGGUGGCAGCAAGAGAAGGCUCAGAGAAGGUGGACGUUGAACAGCGGCAGACUCCGCGGCGUCGACCAUGGAGCAGACGUCGUCGUCAUCAACGGUAGAGCGGAAGACGUCUAGCGGCGGCGGCGCGUGGUGGCGUCGUGCCGUCGACGCUGCGUGAGCUCGCUGCCGCCGCGAUGCAGCGCGCUCUUCGUAUGAACGACGGGCAGCUGCUGUCGCUGUCCGAGAAAGCCAUGCACGACAACUGCUUGAGAGGCUACCUGUGCAAACGCACCGCGGACAGCGGACGCUGGCAGCUGCGCUGGUUCGUACUCUACCAGAACCUGCUCUUUUACUACGAAAACGAUUCCACGGCCCGGCCCUCCGGAGUCGUCUUUCUCGAGGGCUCCUACUGCGAGCGGCUCCUCACGCCCGUUACCGGAAAGAACACCGGAAACGCACAGCCGCUGCGGGGAGGAGGAGCUUCCACGCCAGAACGAGUCAAGUACAGCUUUACGAUCAGCUACCGGCGGGAAGGGGCCCGGCAGUACGAGCUCAAAGCCGAAACCGAAGCCGAAUGCAACAACUGGGUCCAGGCCAUCGACACCGCCAGCUUCAGCAAAAUGGUACUGCAGAAAGAAGAACUAGAACAGAAGCAUUUGCACCUGGUGCAAAUCGUGGAAAGCGAGAAAACAGCGAAAUGGCAGUACACUCAGCAGUGCGAGGAACUCACCAUCGAAAUUAAGAAGCUCCGAGCCGAGCUGUGCGCUCUCAAGAAAGAAUGGAGGCUGACCCCGAACCGCAGCGAAGACGAAGAUAGCGAAGAAAUAAAGAAAAUAAAAAAGGUGCAAAGCUUCUUCCGCGGGUGGCUCUGUCGACGCCGAUGGAAGCAAAUCGUAGCCGAAUACAUCAGCUCUCCACACGCAGAGAACAUGAGGAAAAGAAACAGUCUUGUAUUCCGAAUGGUGGAGGCUGAAGAGGAAUACGUGGAGCAACUCCAGCUGCUAGUGUCCUGCUUCCUAAGGCCAUUUAAGAUGGCUGCAAGUUCUCAGAAGCCUCCCUGCACACAUGACGAAGUCAACUCUAUAUUCCUGAACAGUGAGACUCUCAUGUUCCUCCACCAAAUCUUUCUGAAAGGUCUCACAGCCAGAAUGGAGAGCUGGCCAACGUUAGUUCUGGGAGAUCUCUUCGAUAUGCUCCUUCCGAUGCUGACCAUCUACCAGGAAUACGUUCGCAACCAUCACUACAGUCUCCAAGUAUUGGCCGAGUGCAAGCAGCGAGAGAAAUUCGCCGCCAUCCUUCAAAGGCUCGAAGAGAAGACCUUGCUGCAGGGUCGGACACUCGAGACCUUCCUCACAUACCCCAUGCAUCAGGUUCCCCGCUACAUCAUCACCCUGCACGAGCUCUUGGCGCACACACCGCACAACCACGUCGAACGCAGAAGCCUGGAGACCGCCAGAGCUAAACUGGAGGAGCUCUCUCGCCAAAUGCACGACGAAGUGAGCGAAACCGAAAACAUCCGGAAGAACUUGGCCAUAGAAAGAAUGAUCAUAGGGGGCUGCGAUAUUCUGCUUGACGUUAACCAAGUGUUCGUCCGGCAAGGCAGCGUGAUCCAUGUGAUGGGAUCAGAGAAGGCCAAGUCUCAGCGCUCUCGGAUUGCCAAUCUGAAAGGAGAAAAAGAAGUGGUGCGCCAGUGCUAUCUCUUUACGAACCACAUGCUGCUCUGCAACCGAACUUCGGCCGGGAAACUGCACCUAGUUGAGGCCAUCGGGAAAAUUCCCCUCGCUGAUGCCACUCUCAUUGAGGACCCCAACGAGCAGUUCCAGUUCAUUGUCGACGAUGGAGAAGGCUCCGUGAGCUCCGUAUCGAGUCAAUCGAGCGGAGUUGGCAGCGCCGACACAGCGGCGACAUCUGGCGGCGGAUCCGGGCAGCAGAAGGACUAUGGCGGCCUAGACUUCAAGAUUAUCGUCGACUUCAAGACUGCGCCCCCUGUCACCAUACACCUCGUGGCACCCACCAUGCAAGAAAAAGCCGCCUGGACCAGUGAUAUCAGCCAGUGUAUAGACAAUGUUCAUUUCAACGAUUUGUUCCACGGGACCAUGAGUGACGCUUCCUCGGUUACUAUGCCACAUUCCAUAAGAAAUGAUCCUCGUCUCUUCAAAGAUGACGUAGACAUACGGUUUAGUCGCACCCUCAAUUCCUGUAAACUUCCUCAGAUCCGGUAUGCUAGUCCAGAACGGCUGUUCGAGCGUCUAACGGACCUGCGAUUCUUGAGCAUCGAUUUCCUGAACACGUUCUUGCUCACUUACCGCGUGUUUACCGAUGGAGUCAAAGUGCUCGAGGCACUUAAGAAGGUUCACUACAAUCCGGACCUACAGAUCAACGCCAUGGGGUCCGCCCUACAGGACUCCACAGGGUCCUUAGACGCGGUGGGUAUGGAUGGUAUGGGCGGCGGCGGCGGCGGUGGAGGCGUCAGCACCGUCGGUGUCGGCGGAGGCGGUGGCGGUGCCGACCUGAGCAUCCUGGCCGUCGAUUACGACUAUUCACGACGAAUCAGCACGGCCAGUAUGCUCUCAGAAGCCGGCGAAGGCCAGCAGCAGGGAGCCGAGGGAUCGCCCCUGCAGCACCUGCAUCUGGCACAGCAGGCUGCGCAAGCCAGAAACCAACAACACUGGCGGCUCAGCUACAGGAAGUUUGAAGAGGACCAGCUGAAGGAGCAAAGCCUAAAGCGACUGCGCGAAGUUCUCCCUGCGUCCCCGAGCCCUGAGCCCAUCCUGGUCCCACCGCCUCCGACGCCCGAACCUGCCACCGGGGGUCUCAUCCACAUCCUCCCGGCAGAGGAAGGUUUUGUUCAUGCAGGCCCUUCCUACACAUCCGCACUGCAAGUGCCCUCCGAAGCUGCAGCCAUCAGGAUGACAGCAACGACGUCAGCGGUGGUUGAACCCACAAUGGCCCCACCGACGGCGACAGUAGAAGACGUCAAUCACCUAGGAACUUCUCCCAAGACGUCCAAGGCUUUGGACACCCAGAUGGCUGAGGCGAGCGGACCCCCGACGCCCACCCAGCUCAGUUCCACCGCCUCUUCGUCUACGCUCGUAGGAAGCGCUGAAUCCCCAAAAUCCAGUCCGAGCAGGAAAACCGUCCCCGCGAAGCUGCCAACGCAGGACAGCGUGCAGAAUACCCAAGAGGACACACCUCCGCCAACGCCUCCCGCUGCUGCAAUCAGCCCUCCCUUAGCACCAAGUCAGGCACCACAGGGCCAACCAAUGACCGCAUCCCCAGCAAAGGUCCCACCGACCCAGGAGAGCCGACCCGUGACUCGAGCACUCCCGCCGCCCAUGACAUCAAGCCAAUCUGCGCCCAAUGUCAUGAACUACCUGCGGGUGCGCGGAGCCCAGGGAAAACGCGGCAGCAGCGAUACGGAAAGCUCCAGCGUGUCAGUGACCCCGAGAUCCAGCUUCCAGACAGAGUCGACCAUUCUGUCAACGCCCAGGUCCAGCUUCCAGUACCCCGACUCCCCGCAGCACAGCAGCAAGGCUGGCGUUGUCGUCACUUCCUCGAGGGCUUCUACGCGGCGUUCCUCGACGGCCAGCGCCGCGGCGGCCUUUGCCGCUGCCACGGCGGGAUCCUCCAACCCGCCUGAACCCCUAGCGCAGGUCCCCAACUUGCCACCCGGAGCCCCCGGUACAUCUCAACCGCCCAGUCGUGCUGGGAGCAGGCUUCCCAGCGCCGUCGGAGCAGAUCUCAAGAUCCCCGGAAACGUUGGCGGUGCUGGUGGACCGCCAGGUGGACCAGGUCCUUCCGGACUGCGCUCCAAACGGGAGUCCAUGAUCAGCACAGCAGCUACAAUGCGUGUGCUCAACGUACUUCGACACUGGGUCUCCAAACAUUCACAGGACUUCGAGAACGACCCGAAGUUGCUGCAAUUAACAACGGAGUUUCUAGAAGAGCUGGUGCACAACACCAGUCUCUUGCCGACUGAACACAAGGCAGCCGCGCAGUUGCUGCAUAUGAUCUCCAAGCAGGACGAAGACAAGACCAAAGUGGACCUAGACAUUCUGCUGGCUCCACCUAUUAAUCCUAGCAAGGAGACGAUCGAAUCGCUGUCGGCCCUAGAGAUCGCGGAAGGUAUGACAUAUUUGGAUCACAAGAUUUUCAUCGCAAUACGCAGCGAGGAGUUCUUGGGCCAAGCUUGGAUGAAGCCCGAAAAGGCUACCAAGGCACCGCACAUUCUACUGAUGACCAGGAGAUUUAAUGACGUUAGCCGGAUAGUGGUGUCCGAGAUUAUGCGGUGUCCGGAGAUGUCCAAGCGAGUGACCAUCAUUGAGAAAUGGGCCGCGGUGGCCGACAUUUGCCGUUGCUUGCACAACUUCAAUGGAGUCCUUCAAAUCUGCGCCGCCUUCAUGAACAGUUCCGUGUUUCGGCUCAAAAAAACCUGGGAGAAGGUCUCCAAAACGACGAAGCAAACGAUUGACAAGCUACAAGCGCUUGUGUCAGCAGACGGGAGGUUUCGCAAUAUGAGAGAUGCCCUUCACAGGUGUGACCCUCCGUGCAUCCCGUACCUGGGUAUGUACCUGACGGACUUGUCGUUCAUUGAAGAGGGAACGCCCAACUUCACAGAGGAAGGCCUGCUCAACUUUUCAAAAAUGAGAAUGAUUGCUCACGUGAUUCGAGAGAUACGGCACUUUCAGCAAACUCCGUACAAGAUUGAGAUGAACCCAAAGGUGUUCAACUACCUUCUCGACCCUGGAAGACUAAUGCCGGACGAAGAACUGUACCGGCUCAGUCUGUGCCUGGAGCCUCGGCUAUCUCGGCUGGGCACCAAGGUCACGGCACCCCCCUUCGCCCCCACAUAUGCCUCAGCCACCACUUCGUCCUCGUGAGAGCGCCCCCCCAUUCACCUGGAACUCUAAUACUGGACUCUGCAUCUGCAGUGGGGUGGCUAGUACAGUGGAACCUGCAGAUACGAGGGGACCCUGCCUCCCUUUCGGCCUCGUCUACUCGCUGUUCACAACGGCUCCCGCGAGAUACAUUCCCGUUUCAACUGUUGGCAACCGCUACAGGGGCAGGAAGAAGUGUCCAACAGGUUUCACUGCAGGAAUGGUGAGACCCGACAAGCAGCAGAGGAUAACCGCGUAUCAGUCCUCCUACUGCACAGAGAAAAAAUAAUUUCUUUUUUUAGAUAGUAACGCAGGUGCACAGUUACAUUAAAACGUACCCAUAGAAGUACCCGCUUCUAAAAUAUUGGAAUGACUGCUCUAGAAAAAUAAAUAUAUAAACAAAAUACAGGAAACAAUAAUGAGAAAUGGUUUGGCAAAUUACACUGAGUGCAUUGUUUGCAUCAAACUUGCCAUUCCUAAAGACUGUCCAAAAACAUUAUUUCUUCUCAGUUCCAGCAGUAUUGAACGAGACGCAUGCUCAUGCACCAUGAACAUGUUUUACAGGACAGGCACGCAAAUGCAGGGACAAAGCCCUUAUGAGAAUUGUACCCUGCCUUGCAAUGCAGAAACUCAGUCACGCAUGCUGAGGUCUCAUCAUUCCUCCUGACAUUAAAAAAUGACCUCACCUACAUUCACAUCCACCUCAACCCAGUUGCAUCGUCACCAUACCACAUAUCCAUCCUACAAAAGGUACAUUGUACAACACGAGACAAAUGCCACAUCCUAGUUUCCUCUUUUGGGCACUAGCCGAAAGAGUACCCUCCGUGAACUACGCAAACAACACUGACAAACUCGCCCCUUCCAAAAGCCCCACGACUAGAAGGAUAGAAUCUCAACAUUGCUCAAAAUGGUGACAGAAUGGUGGUGUAAAGGUAAAGAUUGUUAGCUAGCGCAGAUAACACAAGAAAACGUGUUUGGUUAAUAUGUCACGUUUGGCAUACUAUCUGGUAAUAGCAGGAGGCAAAAUUGUUUGACGUUCUACAGUGUGCAAUAUACCACAUGUAUGUUAGGACUGAACCAGUCUGCUCAGGAAAAAGAGCACAUGGUAACUAAGUUACCAAUGGAUGAUACCGUUGUGCAAAGAAAAAAAAAAUCACAGUAUUAUCUCUGUCAGAUUGGACUAUUGACUGACUGAUCAAACCAAUAUGAGACAAACCACAGAAAGAUUGAGAGUGCAGACAAAUUUGUAGCGAUACAUACUUUGCACUUUUCACCAGAGGAAUUAGAAAACACUGUGCACCCUCUUACGGUCGCAUUUGUCUGAUCUUACCCCAGAACAAAUACGGACGAUAGACAAACUACAAAUAAAAUUGGCCAUAAAAACCUGGCAGAAAAUAGGAAAAAGCCCCUUAAUCGCAACUUCCAAGUGUAAAACUGUCUAAGCAAAAGAUUCAUGUCAAGUCCCAACCCACACAGAAUGCAGAAGGUCAGGUUCAUUACAAAAAGAAAUCCACGGUAACGUCAUGUUCCCAUGACUUCACGAAACCCCCAUAACAGCUGAACAGCUGCAGGAUCCAAACACCCAUCCCAAAAUUUCCCUUUGACCUGAUUUUACGUGAACCUCCUGAAAGUUCAUCCCAGUCCUAGUACGGAGAAGGCGAGAAGAAGCGCCAAAGUAGUGACGACCCACGGUUGACAAGCUACGCAGCAUGAGCUAGUUACGACGUGUGGCACGUUCAAAUCCGCCUCAAAGAGGCAAUGCAUGGUGCAUACAAAGUUUACUACACUCAUUUGUGAAGUUUGCCUAAUUGUCCCGUUUUCUAAGAUGCGCCACAAUGACCAAGCAAAAUAAGAAAGAAAGAAAGAAAAACAAUUGUGCACAAAACUGGGACUACAACUCUGCAAACUGCCCCACGAAGUCUCUCUCUGAACCUAUAAUUACAUUGACCGGGCUUUAUGUUCAAAGUGAGCAUACUUUAUUAUAUAUAUCUCUUUCCAUUCUAGUCCGAUUUGUGUUUCCUCAUUUGUGCUUACCUAAUUGAGUACAGGGCAGGGUGUCUCCCAACACGCUGCAACAAUAUAGAACGGAAACCUUAUGGCGUCUCCGAUAGCAAAGCCACGUACAAACCAGGCAUUGCUGGUGCAUUUUUUUUUUCCCGAACAAAAGCACAUUGUUGAUACGAAGUACACAUGAUUGAUUCAGGUGAUAAUUACUUCUCAAAAGCUAUUUGACUGCAGGUAGGAACAUAUUAUAAAGUUAUCCGACAUCCCAGGUUCUUAAAACAAGUAUGGGUUGAUUACCGUUCACCUCACUUAGUGUGAUGCACUGACACGGAAGUUGCAAGACACAGCUUAUUGUGAAGUGAGGUGACUUUGAUUGGAAUAGGCUGCAAACAAAUAAGUAAAUGUUACUGCCCCAUCUGGUUGCAACAACGACGACAUUCCUCGUGCAAAAAUUUUGUGCUCCCUCACAUUUUUCUUACGACAGGGAAUUGCAUUUCUGUUCUGCCACACAUUAAAUGUCAGAAAUCCUACCGAAGAGUAAUUUUUAAACGUCGUCUUUGAUUCGCUUCUAACUAGCUGCCGACCUGUAUAGCGGCCAGUAUAUAUAUACUUUGUCAUAAUCGUUACCCUCAUUUCACUCUGAAGGCUCUCGACAAACAAUACACACCCAGUAAAGAGCUUAAACCCUCUUAGAGCACACCAUGCUGAUAUAAUAUCGUUGGUCUCUGUAACCUUGUCUUGACAGAUCCUCAAGUUUUGUAGCAUUCUCUGUUCUUUCAAGACUACAAACAACGCGAGAGCAAUGUAUUCCACCACAGAAAACCCCACCCCGAGUGAUUUUACAGUGUGGUAGACACUACCGCAACCUCACAGUGUACUGUACUGUACGAUGCUUUACACCGACUCACAGCUUUGUUGUUCAAACACUACGCAGAUAAACGCUUUGCCUAAAGCAUCGAAGCACCGGUAGCGAAGUGCUUACCCUCCUUUCAAAGCUCUGGACAAAGCUUAAAGUGUUAGGAUGAAACGACGAAUGCCAUAAUACACUCUCCGAUGCAGGUACCUAACGUUUUGCAGUAUACACAAACAACAAGUUGAAACAAUCCACAGGUACUGUACAUUGUACUAGACACGGUAAGGACACAAAGCUCAACACAAAUCAAGCGCUUACUACACCACAGUUUCUCUUUGCUCGUUUACUUUCAUUCUCACAGGACACUGUUGUUCCCUCUUUAAGUCACACAGGCAAACGUACACUGUGUUGCGUUUGAACGGAAACAUAUAGUAUAUAUGUACAUAUUACUAAUUUAAUCUGACACCUUCAUCCCCAUUCCAUUUCACCUCAUCCAGUGAAAGCCAAGUGAACUCUGACGUUUUCACUAAAUGCAACGUUUUGUCUCUGCCGCCUCCCCUCCACAACAUGUACAUAAACAUGGCAGGCCCAGCUCAAUUAUAUCUUACAAAAUGGCUACGAGUAACUGUCCCUGCUGCUUCUUUCUUCUGCAUACCCCUGUACCAAUAUGUGUUUUGGUUCAAGUUCCUUUGAGGCUAGCUACAAUUACAAAAUGUAUUAUUUUUCAGCAGUAUUACCACCUUUUUCAUCUGCAAUGCAAAGAAAUAGAUAAUGGGAAAACAGCUCCUCAAACUGGUGACCCGUCAUGUAGAGCAAUAGUGCCUGAAAUGCAAAUGCUUGCACAUGCUGUACAAGUCCUUAUUUCCUAAUGUGUAGAAUCAUUCUAAGUGUUCACUGCCAUCGAAACGCAGACCUGAACUGGGGAUGGCAGACUAAGGAAUGUGCUACACAAAAAAAUUUCAUAACGAAAAAAACAACAACAAAAGAACAGAUUUAAUAAAAAUUCCCUGAUAUGCAGCAGAUAUUUUGUAUGUACCAACAUAUUACUGGACUAUCUACUUCACUGUGGUAAUUGCUAAACAAGAGGCACACUAUUGCCUAUGACAGGCGAUUCGUGUUUGACAACGGACACUUUACACUGACGUAACCGUGCUUAAAAGUACUCAGCUUUAAAAGUUUGCACGUUUUAAGUUCACAAGUUCGAAAACACACGUAAUCUGUCCUUUUACUUCACAAGCCUAGCCACAAAUUUCAAAGCCAGGAAGCCGACUUACCACAAAGUGAUAUGGUCCUCUGUGGUAAUAUGAUACCAGGGUAUAGCAUACUUCAAGUCAGAAAUAUUCAACCAGGAAGUAUUUAACUGGGAGAGUGAAAUCGCCACCAUUAGGUGGUGAGGUGGUAGGGACUUAUUGUUGUUUGCUAGCUAAAAAGAAAUACAACCAAGACGGGCUAUUACAUUCUGGAAAGAGUAGAAUACAUAUGAUGGUUUUUCCAAAAGCCCAGAAGAACAAAUUAGAACUGUGCAAACAAGCUGGUGCACUGUAGAAAAAAGCUCAUCAGCUUUACCAUACAGCAUGGGGUAUAGAAUUCAAAUUUUUUAUGUCAACUACCUUUAUGACCCGCAAGAAGGAAUACGUAAGCUGUUAUGUAACUCACAUCACACAUCAUAUUUAGAGCCUGAAGUUUUCGGGUUUAACCCAAUUCUUCCCAAAAUUUGCACCCUGAAUUGAAGGUUGCCUGUUUAGGAUGAAACCCAAUUUUUACCCAGCAAAUUGUCCUCACAGAAACGUCUGUAGGAAUGCACACUAACUUGUUUGGCAGCAAAUGUAGUUACAUCACUGUUUGUACCAAACCAGUACAGUUAGUUUGGGUAACUGAGCCACAUUUUCAUUUUCCCAUUUUUUACCCCCCCCCCCCCAAAUGUAAUAAAAAAAAUAUUUCCCGAUAACGUCAGGCUCUAAUCAUAUUCCAGCAAAAUGAAAUUGUGCCUUUAAUGUAGUUAUGAUGUUAUUCCGCCUCAUCAUAUUAUAUGUUGGAUUCUGCUAUUCAGAAUGCAGAAGUAUUAUUGAGGCAACAAAAAUGUAAUCAUAUGAUUGCCAUGUUUCCGUUGGGCACAUUGUAAUGUUAUACAGUCUGCAGAGAAAUUUCUUCGUGUCAAAGGUAUAUACUAGUAAUAAGCACAAGGCAUCACAGGAAAUUGUUGAAACAAACUUUGUCACAGCAUACUCUAGAUGACAGCCGCUAGUAUAUCAGCACUUGCUUGUAUAUUGCAUAUCCCCUAGAACCUGCACAACUGGUAUUUGGUCCUUAAUUCCACUGUGCUGCAUAUCAUGCUGCAUAUCAAAAAGCCUGUGGUUUUUGGGACGGUCUGAAAAAUAAAUUUUGUAACCUAACGUACUGUAAGUUCGGUUGGCAAAACAAUGUUCGUGCAUUCAAGGAAAAUUGUCUAUCUCGUCGGAACUUGAUUGUGCAGGUGGCUACGUGACUCCUUGUAACCAGAUUGCUGUGCUUGCACGAAUUAAGUUCAAAUAGAAUUUCAAUUUUAAAAUCGAUUAAAAAUGCCACGUCAUGGCAAUCAGCAGGAUAUAAGGUAUCAAUGGCCCUCAGGAUUGCCAAGCCUCGGAUUCAUUAUGUGUUUACCAGAAAACAGAAGCAGGUAGUUAAUGGCAUGGCCUAGGGGAAAGGAUCAUACCCGAAAACCUCAGUCUGUGCUAGAAGAUUAUUAGUGUUAUUCACUGUUUCAUAUACAUGAAACAAACUUCUAAGUUUACUUGCAUUGUAGUUCAAAUAAUACAAAAAUUGGUUUUAAUUAGGCUUGUAAUCACACAACUAAACGAAAACUAUAAAGAGCUUUCUUGUUACCAGAUGGGUCGCACAUCACGAUGACAUCUCGACAGCAACCAGAAACAGUAUUAUCUUCAAUAACGUUUGAUCCCAUUGAUAAAUGUUUAGUAUUCACCAUGUCACCUUUAGUUUAAGCUAACCCGCCAGUUAUAUAAAAUGAAUUCAGCAUAUCUACCAUAGUUAUAGAUUACCACCCUUCCCAUCAAGUACAACUAAACAAUACAGCUUAAAGCACAAAAACUUGCCAGCAUGCACAGCAAGUUUAUUACAUAAUCUGCAUAUUUCUAGUCUGCCUAGCACUGGGUUGUACUGUAGGUAUCCCAAGUUUGACUUCCUUGGCCUAAGAUCUGUAGCAAUAACAAAUGUUUUUUUUUUUCUUUACUGUUUUUAAUGCUAUUUUACUGCUCCAAAUGCAGAUUACUUUGCUCACUCAAAGAAUAUCUCCCAAUACUGAACCUCUUGCACUCAAAUUCCUCUUUGUUCUCUGCAGAAAGCAUCCCCAUAAAAUUGGAUACACUACACUACACUUCUACCACAAGACAGUUGUCUACAGUACUGAUAAAAUUUCCCAAAGGACAUGUAUUUUGCGAUGCUGCACGUAGCCAGCAAGCCCAGUCCACAAGCUGUGGCUACUGUUGGGUUACUGCAGUCAUCAAAUUGUGGAAAGCCCAUUGUAGGACACAUAUUUUGAAGAGAUCUUUGAAAGUGAAGUUGUCACAGGAAGUGAUCUCUUGUUAUACCUGAUCUGAUAAAAUACGUCCUGUUAUGACCGAUGAAAAGUGCAGUGGGUGACGACGACAUACACCUGCAGCUUCUCCCGUUUUAACGGGGACAACCAAAACGCUCCAUUAAGCACCAAGAGACAGCAACACGGAUGCACAUGAAUUGUGAGAAACAUAUUUUAUACAGGGUGAUCUUAGUGAGAGAAGGCUUUGCAUUCUCGCGGAAAGCAGUAUUAAAUCUCUCAUAGUCUCUUCCAGACAAAUUCUUCGAGUGAUUAACACCAACAUGGACGAAAAGAAACAAAGAAUAUAUCAGAGUAUGCACUAAAUAACAAAGCUAUGUAAUGUUUAAAUGAAUCAAAUAACCAUGACCUCAGUCUCAUAACAUGACCAUAAGCUCUCUUCUUGGAGAGUUCCCCAUAAUUUUAUGACGUGAGCAUAAGAGCUUCUGCUACUUUUUUUUCUUUCCGUGAAGUCACCCCUCAAUUCUCUUUAGCAGGAUGGUUCACACGAUAAGGUAUCAUCAACAAAAUGUCUCGCACAUGUCACUCCCUAUUGCCUACGUAUGGCUAGAAGAUAUCGCUAUUUCUAACACCCUUUGUGCUCAAUCGGUUGCAAAACCAAUGCAAGCUCCAUCUGUUUCGCUUUACCACCGACUUUUACUUAUUUACUCCCAAAAUACCCGUGCCCUAAAAGUCACUAGGUUUCCCCCCCCCCCCCAAGUACCCAAAGCCAAUAAGUGCUACCUGAUGCUGCACCGCUACACAAGGGGACAGACACUACACAUUACACAGAUGUAUAGAUAUGUACACAGAUUCACAAAGCGAAAUGGUAAGCAGACUACAAAUAAUCGAAGCAGAGCAACACGGCAUCGCUUGCAUUGGCAGGCAAGCUAAAUGGCAUAUUUUUCUCUUCCUCACAGUUUGCGUGAAAGACUCCUUUUCGUACGUGUAUGAUACGAUAUAUACAUAUGUGUAAAGUAUGUGAACCAAAUGCACACCAAGAGUUUUUGUUUUUGGUGCAGUUUUUUCGUCUCCCGUGUUUCUUGACGCAGAGUCUGUGUGGUCACCACUUCCCCACCUAUAGCAUUUCAAACUACUUCGAUGCCGUUUUGAUACACUUCUGUAACACUUGCGCCGUUUUCAGACCCUCGAUGCCCUCUGCUCCCAUUGUGAUCAUUCCACUUCCCAACUGCCAUAUCCUUCACUGAGAGUUUGGCUUGUUUUAUAUGCCUGGAGAUUGCAUGAAACCCCCCCUUUCUUUGAGAAUCUACCCUAAAAGUUGAAUCAGGUUCUUUCAACUGUUGCAUAUGUCAUCUGUCUACUCAAACGACUUGAGGCUCAAGUCACACAUGAAACCUCGCUACAAAGAAGGUUAAAGAAGCUCUGUUGCAUGAAGGAACCCUGCACACGAUAUGUCGCAAGCGCAAAAGAUAUACUUCAACAAAGCAGGGUCGCUGUUUGUCGUAGCAGCAGUCCUGCAAGGCUUGUGGCCAACCGUUCGAUGCAAGGUGUGCUGAGUCACAGGAUUCCUGCCAGUGCCCCUACCGGGGCACACGGUUAGAGAGAACUCUUCAUACGAAACAUGCUUUGUAACUAGUAGUGCUGGACUGCCGUUAUGAAGGAUUUGCCUUGCGACGCUAAUAUGGCCCAGAACUUUCAGUGAGCUUACUACCUAAUCGACAUGGUCAUUCCAUACUUCCACGAACAAGCACCAAGGCAUGUGACGUAACUUUGCACAACGUUUGAACAGUUAUCUAGUAGACAGCGCAAACACAGUUUGAUCAGAACUACACAAGAUAUAAUACCAAAUAUAUUAUGCUUCUAUUGUGUCAUUCUCGUUAUAGUAACUACAUUAAAACCUCCAAAGUCUGACACCUCCCUACCUCGGACACCUCCCCGUGUUGGACAAGAUUUAAUUGCACCGGCAGGCUCCGAUUGAAACUACAUGGGGACAAAAUUCUCUAUGUCAGUCACCUCCCCAUCCCGGAAGUAGGACAGGGUUUUCCCUGCUAAGUCGGACAAAACCCUGGCCAAAUCACCUCAAUCUCAGCUCAUCUUUGCACCUAAAAGACCCAAGCUGAGCCAGUGCCCUUGACUUUUGCCCUUUUUUCCCCCUAUGCUGGUCUCAGCAUUUUGUUAUUUUAGUUUUUCCGAGUCCAAAAACGGGUGUUGUCAGUCUACAUCGUAACUAUUCCUUGUGUGAGCAUUUGUCUUCGGUUUGUCUAGAGCCUUUGAACUCGCACUGCACCAAGGCAAUGAAAAGUGGGCUGACGGUUCAGAGACAAGUCCUUGAGCUUAAUUCCAAGUGGGUUUAAAUUAUCAAGCAGGCAGCACGCUGCUCGAAAAGCUAUAAAAGUAAUGUCGUUGAGUGUAAUCUGCACGGAAUUGAAUCUACCAAAAUCAGUAAUAAUUAUCAGUGAAGAGUGGGUAGAGAGGUACCGGGUACCACUAAUGACCAUGAAUUGAAGAAGGGGGAAAUUUCUGGCAACAUGGCUGUGAUCUUUCCCAUUUUUUGUUUCCCUCGUAUUCUGUAACUGGGACACCUCCCAAAAGUAGGACACACUUCGGCUGCAGUGCAGGUGUCCAAGAUAGGGAGGUUUCACUGUGGACUAUAGUUAUAAAUAGUUAUAGCAUAGUUAAUGGAAAUGACUUCCAUUUAAAAGGACCAAAGAGAGCGAAGCUACAAAAAUAUUUGGACGUGCACCCUCGCAGACGAAACUAGCUCUCCUAUUACCUUUUUUGCGUGAGAGUCACUUCGGUCUCUACAUAACCUUUUAUGUAUGAAGGCAAAUAAGCAUCACAUUAUUCACAUUGUGGAAGUAACUUCAACAACCUUGGUGGUACCCCAAAAAUGUAAUUAAUGGGAUGGGUCGCUGGAGUUCCUGCUGUUGCAACAAAGCUUCUGAUGUAUCAAAGUUAGCUGUAGCGAAGUUUCAACCCCUUGCUUUAACUUCCUCUACCACAACUGCAAACAUUUCUAUUGGCUUCCUUUGAACCUCGUGUGUACUCACAUUGCAGUGCUGAGAUAUUUUGUGUUUUCCAAAGCCAGGGUCCAUAAAAGUUGAACAGUCCUCUGUACAAGUAGAGUUGUGUGUCUGUUUCUCUGAACUAAUGGUGACAAUAAUCUUGUCUCACAAAAUGUACAGGCACCAGCUCUGUGGGUUCCAAAGCUAUGACGUUACUUUUCGUGUGUUUUCCCAUGAACCUGAUUUGUUGACAUGUAGAUAUGCCUGCGAUAAUGCAGCAUGUAUGUCUACAAAAUAAAGCAUCUCCAG
Messenger RNA from Ornithodoros turicata, 14588 nucleotides. RefSeq names its product ras-specific guanine nucleotide-releasing factor 2-like. The transcript has 31 exons. Gene Ontology annotation, cellular component: plasma membrane. The record is from RefSeq and is a predicted model, not a curated record. The coding region runs from base 206 to 4891 and encodes 1561 amino acids. Gene Ontology annotation, biological process: Ras protein signal transduction; positive regulation of GTPase activity. Lineage: Eukaryota; Metazoa; Arthropoda; Arachnida; Ixodida; Argasidae. Gene Ontology annotation, molecular function: protein binding; guanyl-nucleotide exchange factor activity.